Molecule: messenger RNA, 636 nt
Organism: Acomys russatus (golden spiny mouse)
Lineage: Eukaryota; Metazoa; Chordata; Mammalia; Rodentia; Muridae
Product: 40S ribosomal protein S7-like
Exons: 1
Coding region: 1-636 (211 amino acids)
Biological process (GO): ribosomal small subunit biogenesis; translation; rRNA processing
Cellular component (GO): small-subunit processome; ribosome; 90S preribosome
Molecular function (GO): structural constituent of ribosome
Source: RefSeq, a predicted model, not a curated record
AUGGACCUUCUUUUGCCCAAAUGGCCUGAGUUACAAAGCACUGGAAGAAUGCUUCCUAAGAAUAUCUUCUGCAGCUGGAGCGCCAAGACUGUGAGGCCCGAAGGCGAGAAGCCGCACGAAUUCGAGUCUGGCAUCCCUCAGGCGCUGCGUGAGCUGGAGAUGACCACAGACCUCAAGGCUCGUCUCUGGCUACUCAACAUCACUGCAGUCAAGAAAACUGAAGUUGGUGGUGGUUGGACAGCGAUCAUAAUUUUUGUACCAGUUCCUCAGCUAAAAUCUUUCCAGAAAAUCCAAGUCCGGCUAGUUCUUGAAUUGGAGAAAAAGUUCAGUGGGAAGAGCAUGGUCUUCAUUGCUCAGAGGAGGACUGUGCCCAAGCCAACUCGGAAAAGCCAUGUGAAAAAUACGCGGAAGCACCCCCGAAGCCGCACCCUGACAGCAGUGCAUGAUGCCACCCUUGAGGACUUGAUCUUCCCACGUGAGAUUGUGGGUAAGAGGAUCCGUGUGAAACCGGCUGGCAGCCGGCUCACAAAGGGUCAUUUAGGCAAAGCACAGCAGAGCACCGUGGAGCACAGGGUGGAAAUCUUUUCUGGUAUAUGUAAGACGCAAACAGGCAAGGAUGUUAACUUGAAUUCCUAG